Bubalus bubalis (water buffalo) is the source of this 2580-nucleotide messenger RNA. RefSeq names its product potassium inwardly rectifying channel subfamily J member 4 (gene KCNJ4). The record is from RefSeq and is a predicted model, not a curated record. Gene Ontology annotation, cellular component: plasma membrane. Lineage: Eukaryota; Metazoa; Chordata; Mammalia; Artiodactyla; Bovidae. The transcript has 2 exons. Gene Ontology annotation, biological process: regulation of monoatomic ion transmembrane transport; potassium ion import across plasma membrane. Bases 498 to 1832 code for a protein of 444 amino acids. Gene Ontology annotation, molecular function: inward rectifier potassium channel activity.
CGAGCGCCGCGGGGCAGGGAUCCGAGCGCAAGGCGGGCGACUGCGCGGAGGGGACAGCGAGAGAACGGUGGGGGCGGCGAAGGGAAGGCGCCCGAGGCGGGGGCGCGGGGGGCGCCAGCGCCAUGGGUCCCCGGACCCCUGCGCUCUGAGCCCCGGCCCCGGGGCCCGACGAUGCUGAAGCCGAGGCGGCGCCGAGGGCGCGGCACAGGGCAGCGCUGAAAAGUUGGGCAGCCCGCGGGGAGCGGCGCGGGACAGCCGGAAGACCGGGAGACCCGGGGACCGACGGACAGACCCACAGACAGCUGGGGAGGGGGGGGGCGGGGCCGGCCCGCCGAGUUCGCGGGGAGGGGGUGCCGGGACUCCCCUCUCCCCGCCCGGGACGCCGCCCGCCCGAUCGCGCCUGGGAUGUAGAGCCUGCUCGCUGCCUCCCGGAGACUCAUCGGAUCCUGCGCCCCGCGGCCCUGCGUCUUCCCAGGUGACCACGCCGGCUUCAGGACAUGCACGGGCACAGCCGCAACGGGCAGGCCCACGUGCCCCGGCGGAAACGCCGUAACCGCUUCGUCAAAAAGAACGGCCAAUGCAACGUCUACUUUGCCAACCUGAGCAACAAGUCGCAGCGCUACAUGGCGGACAUCUUCACCACCUGCGUGGACACGCGCUGGCGCUACAUGCUCAUGAUCUUCUCUGCGGCCUUCCUCGUCUCCUGGCUGUUUUUCGGCCUCCUCUUCUGGUGCAUCGCCUUCUUCCACGGUGACCUGGAGGCCAGCCCGGCAGGGGCCGCGGCGGGGGCCCCGGCGGGAGGCAGUGGGGCGGCACCGGUGGCCCCCAAGCCCUGCAUCAUGCAUGUGAAUGGCUUCCUGGGCGCCUUUCUCUUCUCGGUGGAGACGCAGACGACCAUCGGCUACGGGUUCCGGUGUGUGACAGAGGAGUGCCCGCUGGCGGUCAUCGCCGUGGUGGUCCAGUCCAUCGUGGGCUGUGUCAUCGACUCCUUCAUGAUUGGCACCAUCAUGGCCAAGAUGGCCCGGCCCAAGAAGCGGGCGCAGACGUUGCUGUUCAGCCACCACGCCGUCAUCUCGGUGCGCGAUGGCAAGCUCUGCCUCAUGUGGCGCGUGGGCAACCUACGAAAGAGCCACAUCGUGGAGGCCCACGUGCGGGCCCAGCUCAUCAAGCCCUACAUGACCCAGGAGGGCGAGUACCUGCCGCUGGAUCAGCGGGACCUCAACGUGGGCUACGACAUCGGCCUGGACCGCAUCUUCCUGGUUUCGCCCAUCAUCAUUGUCCAUGAGAUCGAUGAGGACAGCCCACUGUAUGGCAUGGGCAAGGAGGAGCUGGAGUCGGAGGACUUCGAGAUCGUGGUCAUCCUGGAGGGUAUGGUGGAGGCCACGGCCAUGACCACCCAGGCCCGCAGCUCCUACCUGGCCAGCGAGAUCCUGUGGGGCCACCGCUUUGAGCCCGUGGUCUUCGAGGAGAAGAGCCACUACAAAGUGGACUACUCGCGCUUCCACAAGACCUACGAGGUGGCCGGCACGCCCUGCUGCUCCGCCCGGGAGCUGCAGGAGAGCAAGAUCACCGUGCUGCCCGCCCCGCCGCCCCCGCCCAGUGCCUUCUGCUACGAGAACGAGCUGGCCCUCAUGAGCCAGGAGGAAGAGGAGAUGGAGGAGGAGGCUGCGGCCGCUGCCGCUGUGGCUGCGGGCCUGGGCCUGGAGGCGGGCUCCAAGGAGGAGGCGGGCAUCAUCCGGAUGCUGGAGUUUGGCAGCCACCUGGAUCUGGAGCGCAUGCAAGCCACCCUCCCGCUGGACAACAUCUCCUACCGCAGGGAGUCCGCCAUCUGACCUCCAAGCCCGCCCUCUUGCUUCCCACAGGAGCCUCACUGGGGGGUGGGCUGCCAGGACACCCCCUCCACACUCAGGACAGAACUCACCCUGGCUCCGGACCUUCUGGAGGGACCUGGGGGCUUCAAAGACUGGGAGAGCCCUUCCUACUGACUCCAGAACCCAGGCCUGGGAAAGGGCCAGGACACCCUUGGUCUGGUCGGCUCGAUUCCCCAGCACCUACCCACUGGCGAGCUCAGGAACCCCAGACCCCCCACCCUUUCCCCACCGACCCUUCAAGGACAUUCCCCCUUUGCUCUCAGAACCUUGGGGAAGGCGCCUGGACUGUUGGGGGGUGGGCAUCUUGGGGUUCUGGGGUGGGCCACUGGCUAGUUUGGGAGGGUGGGAGGGGGGUGCGUUUCUUCUGCAUGACUGUGGUCUGUUGCUCAUGACUUUCUUUUGUAAAUAUCUAUAAAUGGAAAGAUGGAGGCACCGAAUCCACCUUCUGCCAUGUGUACCCGCAGGACCAGGCGGUGCAGGCCCUCUCUUGGCACCCUGCCCCCUCCCCACCCAGCUGGCUGGUCCCUCGAGGCCCUUAGAGCCAGCUGCCUUGGCCCCUGGAUAGUGUUGGGUUUGGGUGCAGAAGUGGGACCCCAAGGAGCAGGAUAAGGGCCAUCCCUCCCUGCGGUCCCUCUGGGCCCAUAGGCCCAGCCCAGAUUGACAAUGGAGUUUGUAACUAUAUAUUUUUAAUAAAGUAUAUGGUCCAUUA